UACAGCAAUUAAUCACCAUGCCACAAAAGGGGAUAACGAAUUAUAUUUUGCUCGUAUUUAUUUGCAUUUAUUUUUCAAAAUCAGCAGGCAAUUUAAAUAAUGAAUGCAGCACUGAUAAGGAUCCUUUCAUAAAACUUGGCAAAAAAUAUUAUUUAAUUAAUGCAGCAGUUCAGCUAAAUUGGCAUCAAGCCUUUCUCUUUUGCCGCACCUAUAGCAGUGAUUUGGCCACAAUCGAAUCGGAGGCGGAAAUGAAUGCUUUGUCCUUCUAUUUAGCCAAAAAUGGUCAUUCAAGCAAACAUUUUUGGAUUGGCGCCACUGAUAUAGCUGAAGAGGGUAAAUUUAUGUCUUAUAAAAGUGGUCGUCCUAUGGUCUAUACUAAAUGGUCCGGUGGACAACCGGAUAAUGCGGGUAAUAUAGAAGAUUGUGUACAUCUAUGGCAUAUCAACAACAACAAUAUGUUCGAAAUGAAUGAUUGGUCUUGCGCCGAUGGUAAGAACAUCAUUUGUGAGCUGCCAAAAUCAGCGAAAUGUUGUUGGAAAAAAUUUCAAACUACGGAUUUAGGAAACUUGCAGAAAGACUUACAAUAUUGGAAGAGCGAAAGUAACCAAACACUGUAACUUUUAUAGGAAUUGAAACGGUUUUGCAAAGUGGUAUUGAAAAAAUUAUCUUAAAAAAAUCUUAUUAUAUGCUAUUAUAUGA
Ceratitis capitata (Mediterranean fruit fly) is the source of this 699-nucleotide messenger RNA. RefSeq names its product C-type lectin 37Db-like. NCBI's taxonomy places the organism in Eukaryota, Metazoa, Arthropoda, Insecta, Diptera, Tephritidae. The transcript has 3 exons. The record is from RefSeq and is a predicted model, not a curated record. Bases 18 to 617 code for a protein of 199 amino acids.